UUAUUCCGCCUCAGAGCUUUAAUGAAAGAGGAUGCCUGAACACAGAGUUUACAUAACCCGGCAAGUUGGACAGGAGGCACUGUCGAUUUUAAAGGGAAAAUGUGCAGUUGAAUUAUGGGAUAGUGAAGACCCCAUUCCAAAAGAAACACUUUUAAAGGCCGUGAAGGGUGCAGCAGCCUUGUUCUGCACAGUCAGCGACACCAUUGACAAAGACGUUCUGGAAGCGGCGGGACCCUGUCUGAAGGUGGUAGCCACGAUGUCUGCUGGCACAGAUAACAUAGACGUCUCGGAGUGUUGUCGCCGUGGGAUAGAGGUCUGCAAGACACCGGACAUCGCAGCAGACGCAGCCGCAGACAUUGCGGUGGCGCUAAUAUUAAUGACAUCACGAAAAAUUGUCCAAGGUAUUGACGCCAUCCGUCAAAAUGACUUCCAUUGCUGGAAACCAUUCUGGUUGUGUGGUAUGGGUCUUAUUAAUAAAACCAUAGGAAUCCUUGGGUUUGGACGGGUCGGGUUCGGAAUAGCACGAAGAAUGAAACCUUUCGGAGUGAAACGUAUAAUCUAUCACGACGUGGAAGAAGUUGAAUAUGCCGAGAACUGUGCUGACUAUGUGUCUCUGGAUACAUUGUUCAGCUCCGCAGACAUACUUUGUAUCUGUUGUGGCGUCACCGCGGUAACUAAAGGAAUGGUUGAUACUAAAUUAAUCCAAAGAAUGAAAAAGACUUCCAUUCUUAUUAAUACAUCUAGAGGUGUCAUUAUAAACCAUGACGAUCUGGCAGACGCACUAAAAGAUGGAACUAUUGCCGCCGCCGGAUUAGAUGUCACUGACCCGGAACCACUUCCUGUAGGUCACCCUCUUCUGUCACAACCCAAUUGUGUGAUUCUACCUCAUAUGGGUACAAACACCACCGAAACAAGAAUUGCUAUGAGUACCAACACGGCCAAAAACAUUCUGGCAGUUCUAAGUGCUCUUUAAAAUGACUUUUAAUGCAUGGAUUUCAUUGUAAUGCAUGUUGCAUGUAGCGUUUUUGUUUGAUUUUAGAAGCUUGAGAAUUAUAUAUUGAUUAUACGAGUACAUUAAAUAAAUUUUAAGUCAACUUGGUCACACAAAUGACUUACUGCGA
Molecule: messenger RNA, 1121 nt
Organism: Saccostrea echinata
Lineage: Eukaryota; Metazoa; Mollusca; Bivalvia; Ostreida; Ostreidae
Product: glyoxylate reductase/hydroxypyruvate reductase-like
Exons: 3
Coding region: 32-973 (313 amino acids)
Cellular component (GO): cytosol
Molecular function (GO): glyoxylate reductase (NADPH) activity; hydroxypyruvate reductase (NADH) activity; hydroxypyruvate reductase [NAD(P)H] activity
Source: RefSeq, a predicted model, not a curated record